Molecule: messenger RNA, 1842 nt
Organism: Pseudogymnoascus verrucosus
Lineage: Eukaryota; Fungi; Ascomycota; Leotiomycetes; Thelebolales; Thelebolaceae
Exons: 2
Coding region: 1-1842 (613 amino acids)
Source: RefSeq, a predicted model, not a curated record
AUGGGGAUUCCUCACUUGAUCACCCAUCUACGUCCCUACUCAGAAAACACAAAUUUCAACGGCCAAAAUGUAAUAAUUGAUGGCCCUGGGUUCGCAUAUCACAUAUUCCACACCUGUUUAGCAGAAGAGCCGGAAGCUCGCAAUCCGUUUGAAGCGUUUCCGUCGUACAAGAAGAUUGGCGAUGCAGCUAUCCGCUGGCUAGAAGAGCUAGAAGGCUUUGGCGUUGAAGUGAAGAAAAUAUACUUUGAUGGAUUUUUGCCUGCCUCCAAAAAAAAGACGAGAUCAUCGCGGCUCAUGAAUUACACAAAGCAGCUGGCUUUGUAUCACGAGGCAUGGCCGCAGGUGAUUCCAAGCGGGAGCGGUCAACAGAAGCCGAAAGGCAGAAGAUCAAGUAUGUUUGAUCAUAAAUCGUCUGCAGCUGUCGCUGGACAUGUUCCUGCUAUUCCAUUUCUUGUCCCGGCCAUUCUUGAGAAGCUUCUGGCUUCGGAGCGCUUCCAGAGCAUCACCUCUGUCUCUCCAGGGGAGGCGGAUUUGUACUGCGCAAGGUACGUGAAAGAGCAUGGUGGGACUGUGCUCACAGGAGACUCGGAUCUCCUGGUCCAUGAUCUUGGGGCCCUGGGUUCCGUAUCAUUCUUCAAAGACCUUGAAGUUUCCGAACAGUGCAACAUCAAGACGAUUAGGUGCUGCCAGUAUACACCGGCUUUAAUUGUGGAAAGGCUUGACUUAAACCGGUCAUAUGGCCUAAAAUCUUUUGCUUUUGAGAUGGUUAUGGACCCACAUGCAAGUUUACCAAAGCUGAAGCAGAAAUCGAAGGACAUUAAAGCGGUGACGGGUUAUCCAGGCAUGUACACAGACUUCGUAAAGGAGUAUGAGGCCUUGCCCAAGGAAGUCCAUACAACAGAAUGCACAGAAAGCAGUGCUCCAAAAUCGCUUCAAGCCGUUCUCAGUACACUCGAUCCCAGGAUAUCAGAAUAUGUUCUUCAAUUUCCUCGGGCUGCUGAGGCAGCUGAGCGUCCUUUUCCUGCUUCAGUUCAGCCAGCUGAAAAUGGGAACAGUGUGGAUAUGUUUCUCCCAUUUUUGCUGGAUUGUCCUUCCAAAACGAGCGCUUGGGAGAUGAGCACAGCUGUUCGGCAAUUAGCUUAUGGUGUCAUGAAUUUAACAGAGCCAAAGGAGAACCAUGUCGUGGCCGUCGUGGAACAUCGACGUCAACAAAAGGGUUCUCGAGGUAGGGAGUGGCAGCUUCCCACUUAUGAUGAGAUAGACGAAGCAUCCGCCGGAUUGGUUGAGCUAGCGGAAAGUAUUGGUAAGAAAAUGCCUGGUCUCUCGGACUUUGGUCUGUGGAGGGCCAUUGGCCUUCAUCAAGAUUUGGUUUUCUCUUCUUCGGCUGGGAAACAGUCGCUGGGGAGCUUGAUAAUUGAGUCGGGAGGGCCAAAAAGAUUGUCGUGGGAUACAAUACACUUUUCCGCUCAACUUCAAGGCUCUUUCUACUCGUUUCGAAUGCUCAAACAAAUAUUGGAGGCUGCUCUGGUCUCGCAAUAUGAAGAGAACCUAUCUGCAGCUUCGAAGCGUCUAUCUGAAUUGCUCAAGUCAUUGCCAGAAUUGCAAGCAUUUCCAGACGUCCACGCAGACCUGGAAUCCUUCAAAUCCUCUGCGGAUUGCAAGGCUCUUUCAGCUGUCAAAGCGCUGCUGAACAUAAGAGGGCAGGAUACAAUGGACAAUGGCAAUGCCAAGUCUACAAAAAAAGACAAGAAGAACAAACGGAAGCGGGCGCAGGAGUCAAGUGCGUCGGUGGAGGUCACAAAACGGCCAAAUAAUAUGUUCGACUUGCUAGGCUCGACAUGA